CUUGCAUCUGCCGUUACCUCAGUCCAUGAAAUGGAGAAUGGUUUCCAAAUAUGGUCUUUCAGUGGCAAGCAACUUUACAAGGUGUCAAAGGAUCACUUCUAUCAGUUCAUGUGGCGCCCGAGACCACCGUCGCUGCUGACUGCUGAAAAGGAAGAGGAGAUCUCGAAGAACCUGAGGAAGUACAGCAAGAAGUACGAGCAGGAGGACCAGGAUGCCUUCAAUAUGCUGAGCGAGCAGGAGCGGAAGAGGAGGAAGCAGCUCCAGGCGGAAUGGGAAGGAUGGGUUGCUAAGUGGAAGCAGCUGCACGAGGAAGAGAUACCCUACAGGAUGGAGCUUAGAGACGGGGAGGCCAGUGAUGAUGAAGAAGAGUACGACACCAAGGAAGUUGAGGUUGAGGAGAUCGUGGACGUCCAUGAAGAAGAAGUUCCAUUCGAGUUGGAUCAGUAG
This is a messenger RNA of Oryza brachyantha (malo sina), 447 nucleotides long. RefSeq names its product eukaryotic translation initiation factor 3 subunit B-like. NCBI's taxonomy places the organism in Eukaryota, Viridiplantae, Streptophyta, Magnoliopsida, Poales, Poaceae. The coding region runs from base 31 to 447 and encodes 138 amino acids. The transcript has 2 exons. The record is from RefSeq and is a predicted model, not a curated record. Gene Ontology annotation, cellular component: eukaryotic translation initiation factor 3 complex. Gene Ontology annotation, biological process: translational initiation. Gene Ontology annotation, molecular function: RNA binding; translation initiation factor activity; translation initiation factor binding.